Messenger RNA from Stegostoma tigrinum, 2234 nucleotides. RefSeq names its product arylsulfatase J-like. The transcript is spliced from 3 exons. Gene Ontology annotation, molecular function: sulfuric ester hydrolase activity. NCBI's taxonomy places the organism in Eukaryota, Metazoa, Chordata, Chondrichthyes, Orectolobiformes, Stegostomatidae. The coding region runs from base 49 to 1764 and encodes 571 amino acids. The record is from RefSeq and is a predicted model, not a curated record.
AGGGUGGAGAAAUAAUAAAAAAAAUCACUAAACAUCGCCGUCACCGUCAUGAUCAGUGCCCUGGCUGGGUUCUCAGUGGCGAGUUUACUGACCUUCGGUUACUUGUCCUGGGACUGGCUCGAACCUGAACUGCGAGCCCCCGGUGUGCAGGAUCCCGGCAGCCAGAGCGCCUCCAGACCGCACAUCAUCUUCAUCCUCGCCGACGACCAAGGCUUCCACGAUGUGGGCUAUCACGGCUCGGAAAUCCACACCCCGACCCUGGACAGGCUUGCUGCACAAGGGGUUAAGUUGGAGAACUACUACAUCCAGCCCAUCUGCACCCCGUCCAGGAGCCAACUCAUGACGGGCCGGUUAAGUGCAAAGGCCAGCAUUCAAUUGACCUUUGUGUAUAUGUACCAGAUCCACACAGGACUUCAGCAUUCCAUCAUAAGAGCUGGGCAACCUAAUUGUAUACCCCUUGCUAAUAUAACACUACCUCAAAAACUUCAAGAAGCUGGCUACUCAACACAUAUGAUUGGAAAAUGGCAUCUAGGCUUUUAUAAGAAGGAGUGUCUUCCAACACGAAAAGGAUUUGAUACAUUUUUUGGAUCACUUACUGGUAGUGGUGAUUAUUACACCCACGAUAUCUGCGAUGGACCCAAGAGUUGUGGCUAUGACUUGCAUAAGGAUGAAAAUGUAGCUUGGGAGUACCGAGCUCAUUCUUAUUCAACCUUCUUGUACACCCAAAAAGCAAUCGAUAUUUUAGCAUUGCACAACCCUAAGGAGCCAAUCUUUCUCUACAUAGCUUUCCAAGCUGUGCACACACCUCUGCAGGUACCCAAAAAGUACUUGGGCCGGUACAUGUCAAUUGAGAACAUAGGCCGGCGGAGAUAUGCUGCUAUGGUUACCUGUUUGGAUGAAGCAGUGAAUAACAUUACAAAGGCAUUAAAGAAAUACGGUUACUACAACAAUACUGUGAUAAUCUAUUCCUCAGACAAUGGAGGCCAACCAUUAGCUGGAGGGAGCAACUGGCCGCUUCGUGGGCGGAAAGGAACUUACUGGGAAGGAGGAAUUCGUGGUAUUGGCUUUGUACAUAGUCCUCUAAUAAAAAACAAAGGAAGUGUGAGUCAAGGAUUGAUGCACAUCACAGACUGGUACCCGACUCUAGUGACACUGGCAGAGGGAGAACUUGAGGAGAAUUUGGGACUUGAUGGAUAUGAUGUCUGGGAAACAAUCAGUGAAGGUAAACCUUCUCCACGGACUGAUAUACUGCAUAACAUUGAUCCUCUUUACACACGCGUUAAAACCAGAUCACCUCAUGAUGGAUUUGGAAUUUGGGACACAGCUGUCCAGGCAGCAAUCCGAGUCAGAGAUUGGAAGCUACUCACUGGAAACCCGGGCUUCAGUGACUGGAUCCCCCCUCAAACCUUCCCAAAUUUUGGUGGGAAGUGGUGGAAUCUUGAAAGAAUAGUAUGGGCCAAAGGAAAAUCGGUUUGGCUGUUUAACAUAACAGCUGAUCCAUAUGAAAGAGUUGAUCUUUCUCAGCAGUAUCCUGAGGUUGUCAAGAGGUUGCUCUUGAGACUUGCUCAGUACAACAAAACUGCCGUUCCCGUCAAGUACCCACCAAAGGAUCCAAGAAGCAAUCCUGACCUGAAUGGUGGUGCUUGGGUGCCAUGGGAUAAUGGAGAUGAUGAGGAAAAGAACCAAAUUAAUAGCAACUCGGGAGAAAGGCCCUGCAACAUCUGUAACACCAUAUUACGAUUCAAAAAACCUGUUUGGGGUUAGUGCUCACUUUCAAGAUUUAAGUUAAAUGAAAGAAAAAUGUCUAAUCAGUGCUAUGAUAGCACUUUACACUUUAAAAAUGGUGCUAGCAUUAGGUAUUUCUGAUAUAUCAGCAACAGCUUAAUGUACAGUCUGGGAGGGUAUUUUAUCUUCCCUGUGGCCCACACAGGACCAACAGAAGAUUAAUGAGGGCGGCUGAAGAGUUGGACAGGGCCUCCCUCCCUCUGCACUUCACUCACCAGUAUAGUGAGAUAUAGAGUGAAAGGUGUAAAUAUGUUUUUUUACAGAAUGCAUAGAUUUGUAUCAGCGGAAAUCCAAGACACCCCUUUCUUCUCAGGUGUACUGAAAAAUAUAUUUUUUGCUCUCAUUUGGGCCAAGUUUGGGAACACAUGUUUGUAAAGAUAAUGUUUAUAUCAGAUUUUUAAUUGAAUUUCUACACAAAAUAAAAAGUACAAGUGUCUUUCAGCCUUGGA